Messenger RNA from Aspergillus calidoustus, 1500 nucleotides. Lineage: Eukaryota; Fungi; Ascomycota; Eurotiomycetes; Eurotiales; Aspergillaceae. The record is from the annotation of a GenBank genome assembly.
AUGUCGCUGCAUACCCCUCCAACAGGUGCUCUGAACAAGGGCCCUGGUGGGACAAAGGGCGCUACUCUACAGGAUGCUUCGGGGCUUUUUCACACACUGCAGGGCCACGUGGAUGAUAUUCGUGCCCUCAUACAGUGCGGUAUCUGUAUCCGGCCACUUUACGAGCCGUUCACCCUUGCCUGUGGGCAUACAUUCUGCUACGGUUGCCUGUCUUCGUGGUUCGCUGAAGGGAGAACCAACAACAAGACCUGUCCCGAUUGUCGAACCCCAGUGAAAUCACAACCUGCGCCAGCCUAUUUGGUCCGUGCGGUCGUCCAGUUGUUCACAAGUCGCGCAGAGCUUCUAGAUAAAGGGGAAACAACGGAGCAACACAAAUCCCACCAACGAGAAGAGGCGGAGAAGCUUGAGGCUGAUAAGAAAAACACGAAUCCUAGAGAAGCUGGUCUAUUUCGAGGUAUCUUUAACAAAUCAAGACACCCACCCGGGGUACCGAUUAUCGACCUUGAAGAUGGGGUUGUUCGUUGUCCGCAUUGUUCUUGGGAAUUGGAUGAAACCGGAUGUGUCAACUGUGGGUAUCGCCAUGACGAUGACUCGAUGUCCGGUACCGACUGGCGGAGUGACUCGGAAGAGAACUCUGAAAUGACGGAUCCAUACGAGGAAGUGGAUGAAGACAUAGAAGAUGGAUUUGGGGAAGCACCAGGGUUUGAUUGGGGGGAGUGGUACGACCGAGUGCCUGUGGAAGCAAUUCCACCUGAGCUUUUCCACCCGCGUAUAGUACCUCUUGGCCGCAAUGGUUUCCCCAUUUUACCCGGUAUGCACGACCACCUGGAUUAUGACUCGCACGACUCUGUCCAUGAUGGGGACGAUGAUGAUGAUGACGACGACGAAGAGGACGAGGAUAUGGAUUCGUUCAUAGACGAUGGGGAACCGUCUGAGGACUAUGCUUCGGAUUCAGAUCGAUCGACUGUUGUGGGCCACCCUGAUUAUAGCCAUGAGCAGUUACAUGCCAUGUUCGACGAGUCGCCGAGCUCUGGAUAUAGCACGGCGCACUCAAAUGUAUACGACUUCACUGCGGUACCAGACAGCGAGGAUGAAGAAUCUGAUUCUGAGGACGAAGACGAACAUGAUCUCGAGGUCGGAGACAGAUUCGAGUAUGGCGGCGGCGACAACGACGACGACGACGAUGAUGAUGACGAUAGCAACGACGAUGAUGACGAUGAGGAGCCGAUUCGACCAGCUGUACCAGGAAACCGACGACGCAUACCAACUUAUCACAUAUUGUCGAGCUCUUCUCCUCACCGUCCAAACGGAGCAACUCCCAGAAACCCUGCUUUAAACGGGCUGAAUUCUCAAAAUGUGCGACAUCCUGAGCCAUCCCGAUCUGUAGGCUCUUCUGCUACCAGAGCUAUUGCUGUUGAUGAUGAUGACUCGGAUGAAGGCCCAGUAGCGCCGACGCGAAGGGCAAGAGGCCAAGGCAACCCUCGGCCAUCAGCUCUCUAG